GACAGGCACGGAGCAGGCCAGGGCAGGGCAGCCGCGGGGAGCCCAGCGGGGCGGCCGGGAGAGCGGCGGGCAGGCAGGUGUAAUGGAACAACUGCAGGAUCCAGUUAUGCAAGAAGAUGCAAAUAUUAAAGCUAUUAAUGAAGAGUACAGGAAAGCCUUUAUUUUUAUCAAUAAAGGACUGAAUACAGAUGAACUGGGCCAGAAGGAAGAGGCAAGAAGUUACUAUAAGAAAGGGCUUGACCACUUGCUCCGAGGAGUUAGCAUUCCAUCAGAGGGUCCUGCGUGUGUAGGGUCCCAGUGGGAGUCUGCCAGGCAAAUGCAGCAGAAGAUGAGGGAGACCCUGCAAAAUGUUCAUGCUCGACUCAGCAGUCUAGAGCAAAACACCCCACCUGUACAAGCAAGUCCUGCUACGAUGGAUGCCACUCCUGGGGUGCCCAAGUUAUAUCCAUCCAUUCCUUCCAAAGAAAAGCCAGAAAGACCACCUGCCCCUAAUUCUCUGUUUGCACCAAGUCAACCAUCUGCAGCAGAUGGAGGUGUUGCAGCUGUGAGCCAGGGUCAAAUUCCAGCUAUGAGUCCAUCCUCUGGAAAACCUCUCUGUCUGCCAAAUGAAGCACCUCCUGCCUAUACUCCUCAAGCUACCAAUGGCCAUUUUACUGUGUCUUAUGGCACAGACUCUGGAGAGUUUUCUUCUGUAGGUGAGGACUAUUACAACAAAUGUACUCAGCCACCUCCCCUGGAAAACCUGGGAGUGGAUGCAGACGAGCUGAUCUUGAUUCCCCACGGAGUACAGAUAUUUUUUGUGACUCCUGAUGGGCAGGUUAGUGCUCCUUCAUAUCCUGGAUAUCUACGCAUUGUGAAGUUCUUGGAUACAGAUAGUGAAGCAGCUCAGAAUCGUCCACCUGCAUUUCUUCAGGUUUGUGACUGGUUGUAUCCUCUAAUGUGUAACCAGUCUCCUGUUCUGUGCUGCAGUACUGGAGUCUACAUGUUCCCUGACACAAUGUCCCAGAUACCAGGGUCCUAUGUAGGAGUAGUGCUGUCUUCAGAACUUCCAGCAGCUGACAGAGAGCUGUUUGAGGAUCUCUUAAAACAGAUGUCUGACCUUCGAAUCCAGGUGCCAGGAUCCCAUGAGAGAUUAGGGUUAUCUUCAGAGCUCCCAGCAACUGAGAGAGCGCAUUUUGAAGAUAAAUUUAAACAGAUGUCUGGCCACAAAGUCCAGCCUUCAGAAGCCUCUAGUGAUGCAGUUAACUUGCCUCAGACUGUACAUAUCCAACCACAACCCGAAGGAGCAGAAAAUCAGAAAGAGUUACCAGAAUGGAGUGAAAAGGUUGCCCAUGGUAUCUUGUCAGGUGCAUCUUGGGUAAGCUGGGGCCUAAUGAAAGGAGCAGAAUAUACUGGUAAAGCUAUUCACAAAGGAGCUUCUAAGCUGCGAGAACACCUUCAACCAGAAGAAAAACCUGUGGAAGUCAAUCCAACUGUAGCAAAGGGACUUCAUGUAGCAAAACAGGCUACUGGAGGAGCUGUGAAAGUCAGCCAAUUCUUAGCUGAAGGAGUAUGUUCUAUAGCGAGCUGUGUCGGAAGGGAGCUGGCUCCACAUGUGAAGAAGCAUGGCAGCAAAUUAGUUCCAGAAUCCCUUAAGAAAGAUAAAGAUGGCAAAUCCACUUUUGAUGGUGCUCUGGUUGUAGCAGCAAGUGGAGUUCAAGGGUUUUCAACAGUGUGGCAAGGUUUAGAAAGUGCAGCGAAGUGCAUUGCUAAAAGUGUUUCAACUGAGACUGUAAAAACUGUCAAAUACAAGUAUGGAGAGGAUGCUGGCCAUGCUACAGACAAUGCUAUGAAUUCUGCAAUCAAUGUUGGUGUGACAGCAUUUAACAUUGACAAUAUUGGUAUCAAAGCUGUUGUAAAGAGAACUGCAAAGGAAACUGGCCAUGCUGUGCUAGAUGAAUAUAAAGUAUUGGAUAAUGAGAAGAAGGGUAAAAAAUGAAAGCAAUUAAAUAUUUCUCAAAACCUUACAUUAGAGAUGAAACUUCCUAUUUACAAGUAACUGCAUUGCUCAUCUGCAAUUGAACAUAAAUCACACUGUACUUUCCAAGCAACUGUUAAUUAAUUUGACAUGAAAAUGUAAAAAUAGGGAGAGCAUUCAUAGAAAACAAUGAAAGUUGUCAACUCCUUGUUCUGUAUUGAACAAGAAUUUUAAACAACUGGAUCAGGGCUUUAGGCAGCUGGAAGAUUAUGAGUUUGCAGUUCAUAUACUUGCCUCUGUAAGCACUUUUUCAAAAUAAUAUAUGGAAUAAUAGAUUAAUAUAGUAAUACUAUUGUGAAUAUUUUUGUAACACUUUAUAAAGAAGGUGGUGAUACUGAAAAAGUAGGAUUACUAAUUCUGGAACAAGUAGAAUUAUUAGUUUUGGGUUUAUAAUGAUCCUUGAGUUAGUUUUACUAACCUAGCCUUGUCUUAUUUAAUAUGCAUUACUAAAAUAAGCAUUGGGUUUCAUUGUUUUAUAGAGAAUUUAUCUUUUCAGCUACCAAACAGCUAAUCUUAUCCAAAGUUCAUGUUAGGAGAAAUGAAAGGUGAACCUCAGGUAACUAGGCAGUUAUUCCCUUUUAAACUUUUUUUUUUUCAUCCAGCAUAUAAGUAAACCAAAGAUACCAAGCAUUUCUUUUAAAAGAUAGUAUUUACAGCUCUAGAAAAAUGCAUUUUCCACUUGACUCCAUAAGGAAUAUACAAAGAUUCUUUGAAAUUCAGAUUUUUAUGUAGAGAGGAGAAGUAUGUUUUUGCAUAAAUUAUUUUUCUCUGAAAAUAUUCUGUAGAAUGCACUAGGAACUUCUGUGCAUUCUGUACUUUGCAGGCAAUCCAGAAGGAUUCAGAUUAUAUAUCAUGGCCUCCUAAUGGAAGACAGUAUAUAUUUGAACAAAUAGUUCUAACAGUCAUCAUCUUUAUUCCAUUAAAUUCAUAGUUGCACAAGGGUAUGAAGUCUUUAAAAAGGGUACAAAGGCAAGCCCUUUUAAUGGAGAGAGGUGUGUAGAAUAGAUGCAACUGUGUAGAUUUGCAAUCCUCUUUGUAGCCCAGUGUAAAAUAACUGGGUAUGUCAAAUCCUUGAGAUGCUUUGGCACCACUACUUAUUUUAACAGUUCACUAUUGAGUUUUAAAGCUGCUGCAUAUUCUAAUAUUGGCUGUACCUGCAACAAACAGAAUGCCAUCAAUUUACAGCUUAUCUCCAUUUCAUGUAAAUGGAGAAAAUAACUAAAUGGUUGUUAGCAAGUGAUAUUUGUAUCAGAUUAAAAAAAACACAGUAACAACUAAUGUCUAUUAAAAUGGUAAUAGGUGCACAUUUUGUGGUAGCUGCUGUAGGGUGAGAAAUGUGAAACACAAGGAUCUAACCACUUGAAGUCUAACUUUGAUUUAUGGAAAUAAAGAUGAAAUUAAAAUUGGGUAAUCUGUUCUUGACCUUUUUAUGACAGGAAGCUUCUGUAAGGAUUAGUGAGUGGAAAAACUAGGACUUUUGAAGUAAUAAAAUAACAGUAUUGAGGUAUGUCUGCAAUAUAAACAAGCUCAUCAAUUAAAAUAUUUCAAACUAAAAAAGUCCAUCUAAAGUACACUGCAACAAUUUCUGUUACUGUAGUCUGCCACUUGCCAGCACAUGUAACCAGUUAUAGGCUACUAAAACUUCACACUAGCAAAAGCAUUUUUGUUGCUAUGAACUGCAUUUACAAUAGGGAUGUAUUAUUUGGGUUUUCCUUCUCCCACUUUGGUUUUGUGUGUAGCUCAUGCUCUUUUAAAACAACAGUUAAGGUCAAGGUCUUGAAGAGACCAAGAGUAAAAAAAGAUUUAAAUGCCAUCGGUAUCAGGCAAGCAUUGUUGUUCUGCUCAACUUGCUGUUGUUCUGUUCGUGUGUACCCAGUCUUUCAAAAUAGUAUUUAUCUACUUUGAGACUUCCUUUAAUGAUGCCUACCCCAUUUUACAGUUUGUAAAGUGAUACAUCCAUGAUCUUCCCUUUUACAUUGUUCCAAAGUUUAGUUAAUUCUCACAGCUGACUAUGAUGCUACCAAACUUACUUUGCUUCAGCUGUCACUAGUUUGGCCCAGGGUAGCAAAUCCAUAGGCUUCUCCCCACUUCCUCUACCGUAUGCAACAGUCUUCUCACACUUACGGCCUUAUCUCAGCUCUCCCUUUUAUACACUAAGCUCCCUAAAGCUCAUAUCUUAGGUUUGCUUUCUAUUCACAGCUCGAUUUUGUUUAUUUGGACACUGAACAUCUUUUGAUGUAUGGCAGUCCUAGAAGUCUUAUAAGACUCCUUACUGUGUACUGCAUGAACUACUACCCUAUUCCUAAUGCAUUCCUAUUUCCAAAUUUAUUCAAAGUCUUUUCUGCUCUAAUAUUGAUCUCGAAUCUGGUCUUGGGAAGAUUACUUUUAAUGAUCUCCAAGUCAUUCUAAGCUACUGCUGUCUGUGGCAUUUUCAGCAUUCUGUAGGUAUAAACCACUGUUUUUACCUCAAGUCUAAACCCUUGUAUUUGAAUAGAUUACCCUGGAUUCCAA
Molecule: messenger RNA, 4528 nt
Organism: Corapipo altera (White-ruffed manakin)
Lineage: Eukaryota; Metazoa; Chordata; Aves; Passeriformes; Pipridae
Gene: SPART
Product: spartin
Exons: 9
Coding region: 83-1978 (631 amino acids)
Biological process (GO): negative regulation of BMP signaling pathway; cell division
Cellular component (GO): plasma membrane
Source: RefSeq, a predicted model, not a curated record